GUAUUACAAUCUUGCACAUGCUGUGCAUGAGAAAGUUAUUAGGCAGCCGUCGAUGUUACGAGCUGGAACACUACGAGACUAUCAGCUUGUUCGUUUACAGUGGAUGCUCUCUUUAUACAACAACAAACUCAAUGGAAUUUUGACUGAUGAGAUGGGUCUUGGGAAGACUCUGCAG
This is a messenger RNA of Striga hermonthica, 175 nucleotides long. Lineage: Eukaryota; Viridiplantae; Streptophyta; Magnoliopsida; Lamiales; Orobanchaceae. The record is from the annotation of a GenBank genome assembly.